This is a messenger RNA of Thunnus maccoyii (southern bluefin tuna), 2900 nucleotides long. RefSeq names its product mevalonate kinase (gene mvk). Gene Ontology annotation, molecular function: ATP binding; mevalonate kinase activity. NCBI's taxonomy places the organism in Eukaryota, Metazoa, Chordata, Actinopteri, Scombriformes, Scombridae. The transcript has 10 exons. The record is from RefSeq and is a predicted model, not a curated record. The coding region runs from base 315 to 1508 and encodes 397 amino acids. Gene Ontology annotation, biological process: cholesterol biosynthetic process; isoprenoid biosynthetic process. Gene Ontology annotation, cellular component: cytoplasm.
CCCUGCGUGUCAGCUGUGUUUUUAGCGUAGUUUCAACCCUCAUCAAGCCGCAUUGGAAAGUAUGUGUUCAGAGCUUCAGCCCAUUCAGUGACCAUGAAAAGGUUUUGUUAAAGUCCAAAUAUUCGUCGAGCCUUCAUGAAAAGCGCUGAGUUGUGGAGUAGAGUUGUCGACUGCUGGUUCAAAGGAUUAACAUUAGCUAACGUGGCUAAGCUAGCUAAUAAUAACACUGUGUCAGCGACAAGUUGAACUCGACCAGGCUAAUUGUGCAUCUCACAGUGUUGACACAGUGUUGUACUCUGGAAACUGUUACAGAUAUGCAAGUCAAGGACUGCAUCGUGUCUGCUCCGGGGAAGGCGAUCCUGCACGGCGAGCAUGCUGUUGUUCACGGAAAGGUGGCACUGGCUGUGAGUUUGAACCUGAGAACAUAUUUACGACUGAAGGCUACCAAUAGUGGUAAAGUUUGCAUCAACCUCCCAAAUAUUGACACAUUCCUCUGCUGGGACCUGUCUGAACUGAAGAGGCUUAUUCCAUAUUCCUACGGUAAGAGGGAAGAGGUGAAACUUCUGGAUACUGAACUUGUGAGGAGACUACGAGACUUUGUUGGUGUAACAAAUGGAAACUUGGAUACUUGCAACAUGGCCACCUUAUCUUUCCUCUACAUCUACCUCUCCCUGUUUGGACCAGGGGAGCUGCCCAGCCUGACGGUGUCUGUGUGGUCGGAGCUGCCGACCGGAGCAGGACUGGGGUCGAGUGCUGCCUACUCUGUGUGUUUAGCUGCAGCUCUGCUCUGCGCUAGUGGAGCCAUUCCUACACCUCUCAAAGAGUGGGAUCACACUGCCAGGUGGUGUCAGGAGGACUUGGAACGGAUCAACAGCUGGGCUUUCCAAGGGGAGAUGAUCAUCCAUGGUAAUCCUUCUGGAGUAGACAACGCUGUCGGCACAUGGGGUGGCAUGCUGAGGUUCUUGGCUGGGAAGAUAAUACCACUCAGCAGGGUGCCGUUAUUAAGAAUCCUCCUCACUAACACCAAAGUACCACGUAGCACCAAGGUACUUGUUGCCAGGGUGAAGGACAAAAUUAACAAGUUUCCCUCCAUCAUGACCCCUGUCCUUGACUCGGUUGACGCCAUUUCCUGCACUUGUGAGAAAGUCCUUUCAGAGAUGACUUGUGAACCCAUCACAGGAGAGCACUACAAUAUAUUAGAGGAGCUCAUUGACAUCAACCAGCACCAUCUGAAUGUGAUGGGUGUGGGACACCCUGCCCUGGACACACUGUGCCAGGUCACACUGGCCAGAGGGCUCCACAGCAAGCUAACAGGUGCAGGGGGAGGAGGCUGCGGCAUCACUCUUCUGAGACCAGAAACAGACUCCUUUGUUGUCCAGAGUACAGUGCAGGACUUGAAAGACCGAGGCUUUGACUGCUGGGAAACGAGUAUUGGUGGACCAGGAGUCCAGCAGCACUCUCCUCUCUCUGUUAAGGAGGAUAUUCUGGAGAUUUUAAACCAUUACUGAGACCCACCUGUGUAUGAACAAGAGGACAUAUUUGCCGUUGGGUUUUUUUUUUUUUGUCAUGAUCCUCAAGACCUGAGGUACGCUCAACUGCUGCAGUGGAUCAAGGGACAUUUUCACUCUGAGCAGAACUGGACAGAACUUCCUGAAUUAUAGAUUCUGACUGAAGUUUUGAAACUAACAAGUCAGCCGUGUCUCUAAUAAAUUACUGAUAUCUUUUAACCACAGGGACUGACAUUAUUUUUACUUUUGGGUGAGGCCUCUCAAACAUACAGUGUAAAACGGUGUAAUUAAUGAACUCUUUGUCCAGUAGAUGGCAUCAGAAUUACACAAAUGCUUUUCAAUGGAAAGGGAUUUAUGGUGAGAGGCUCUGAUAAAUUGAUUAAUGUGUAAGUUAAGCGCUGGCAGAAUUAAUUUGUAAUUAAAUCCAAAUGUUUAAGCAGCAAGGUCAGUCUAGCCUAGUGGAGUAGAUGAUCAUCUGUCAUUAAUUACUCACUUUGGCAUUGUAAAGGUUUGUAGAAAGAAUAAAGGAGAACAGAGUAAGAAAGUAGUCAAUAUGUAGAAUUUACAGAGGAAAAUAAUGGGGAAGUUAUGAAAUUAUUUGUUUGGUUCAUCAACAAAACACAAUGACUUAAUAGUCAGAUAUUUAUUUUGCUCCACAGUUCAACAAAGAUAUUGAAAGUGACUGAAAUAAUAAUCAUAAAAAUACUGUACGGACUAUUCACAUGCAAUGUAAAGCUUCAGUCUUAUGAAUUAUUAUGAAGACAGAUGUUUGCUGCUUUGAAUCAACACCUCCCUGUAUAAUGCUGCAAUGCUCUUUAUUGUGCUUUACUUUUAAUAUAAAUGCUGAAAUAUAAAAGACUUUUCUGUGAUUUUCUGCAAUCAAUUCUAUCUGUAAUGGUUUGUUUAAAUAUUAUUCUCAUGUCAGAAUGUGUUCAUUGUUCAUUAUGUUCAUUCAAUAUGUUCAUUUCUUCUGUUAGAGAGUAACUGGCCGUGUUGUUUUGCUAAUAGAGGAUGGGGAAGGGGCACAGCAGGAGUGUGUAGCCUCUCUGGAGCCUCUGGAUUAGCGCCACUAUAAUGUGAAUCAACAACAACCAGCGUCCUUCUGUGAGUCACACAUUUGUACUGACGUAUAUGCACACACACGCGCACACACACCAGCUUUCCCAAAUUCUUCUCCACCUAAUCUCUCAUCCUCCUAAGCAUUACAAAAUAUUCUGCAAAUGCCGCAGAUACAGAGGACUGAUCUGUUUAGAAUAUCCCUGAUUUGGGGAAAGGUCACUGUGGGAUUCGCAAGUUUUGAAUAUCCAUUUCAUUUUCUAUUUUUUAAAUGUCAUGAAGAUUGAGUGGUACGAAUGUGGCAGUGUACGUGAAUAAACGACAUUUGUCACCCUC